ACAUCAAAUGCUUUUGCUGAUAAUACAGAAUAUUAAAUAUUUGAAAUGAAAGGCACCAAGACCCAUAGACAUAUAACCCCUCAAGCAUUUGAAUAAUGCUGUCAGUGCUAUGCCAUUGACACAGCUUCUCCUUGUUUGAAACAGGUUAAACACACAGGCAGGAAAGUUUUCGUUCCAUGARACCACGUUCUGGACACAUCCAUGCCAAAGAAUGUCCCUGAUAAGCCCAUGUUCUGGAGGUUUUGUUGUUUUUGCGGUGUUUUAUACCAUUGGGACUUAAAUGACAUUUUACAUUUAGACUCCACGUAGACGCUAUAAAGCGGGCUAAAAUCUAGGCUACUUCGUUUUUGAUGUAUUUAAACUGGAGUUCUCAUUUUUUCUUUUUCCGGCUUAAGAGGGUGUGGUUUUCAGAAAGUAAUUUCAGUAUUUUGUGCCUCGGUAUUCUUCUCUCGAAACCAACAGGUUAUAGGCUUCUACUGUGAUAACCUAUUGAUACAAUUUCACCGGCAUGUGAAACAACAGAGAGAAAUCUAAACUUGACUAGAAACAGUUACAUGGUGACUCUUCUGAAAUGCAUGAGGGACAGUUCGCAGUCAAUCAGACGUCCAACCCAAAGUUUCCCGUAGCCAAGAUAAAUACCAUAUUUCUUCUCUCUGUCCUCUGCUGGUAACCACCGCCUACUUACUUGCCAUUGGACACCUCCUGUUCAUAUUGGACACGUAUUUGUUGCAUUCCAGUAUAUGAGUGGUUGACAAGGCUGACACCGGUCCGGGAGGCGUGACCGACCGAUGACUGUCGGAGGGGCACAGGGACUGAGACAGUCGGACGAUCAUCACAUCUUGAAGGUGAAAUAACCUGCCGACUGUCCUGCUGCGCUGCGUCUCCAGGAGCCGUCUGGUGUAGUCUAAUAAAGUAGGUCUACAGUAGCAGCCUUGAAGAGGAAGAAGAACCACAUGCAUUGUUGCCAGUCUCCUGAAGCUGUCCAGUCAUCAACAAUAACAGUCCAUCCGUCAAACCAUCCCUCAUGGCAACGAUCGUCAUGGAGCGGAUUGGGCGUCUGUUCAUCAACCUCCAGCAGGUAAGGGCGGUACCCCAGAUGCUGACAGAGGCCGCCCCCUCCAUGCCAGGCACGCUACGGGACACCGAAGUUCCCGGGUUCUUCAGAGAGCGCUACAUCCACGCCGGCUACCGACCGCUCCACCAGGGCUGGAGGUACUACUGCCUGUCGCUGUUCCAGCGUCACAAUGAGACCAUCAACGUGUGGACCCACCUGCUAGGGUCUUUCCUGGUCCUGGUCAAGUUCCUACAGCUAGCUGAGACGGUGGACUUCAUCGAUGACACCCACGCCUGGCCCCUCCUCAUUCUCCUGCUGUCCUCCCUGGCCUACAUGGCCUGCAGCACUGUAGCCCACCUCCUGGCUGCCAAAUCAGAGUUCUACCACUACUGCUUCUUCUUCCUGGAUUAUGUAGGAGUGGCUCAGUAUCAGUACGGAAGCGCCGUGGCUCACUUCUACUAUGCUGUGGAACCAAACUACCACCAGUGGGUCUCCCCAGUCUUCAUGCCCACUGCCACCUUCCUCUGCUGRUUGUCCUGCCUGGGCUGCUGCUAUGGGAAGUAUCGCAACUACAGCCUGCGGGUCUGGGUCCGGAAGGUGGGGCAGGUGAUUCCCUCGGCUAUGGCCUAUGCCUGGGAUACUAGUCCGGUGUUCCACCGCCUCCUCCGGUACCUCUGGACCACGUCGCACAGUGAUGACAUCGCUGCCCCGGCCAGUGGCAUAGUCGGCGACCCGGCUAUAUCCUUCCAUGGGAGCCAGGUAGCCUUCUUCCUGUCCAGUGCGUUCUUCUUCACCAACCCCUUCCCAGAGCGUUUGUUCCCAGGCCACUGUGACUUCCUGGGGCAGGGCCACCAGCUGUUCCACGUCUUCCUGGUUAUCUGUACUCUCUGUCAGAUCCAGGCCUCUCACCUGGACUACCUGGGCCGAAGGCCGCUCUACACACAGCUACACGGAGAGGGAGCAGCCACUGUCUAUCUGGUGCAGUAUGGAGCCACGCUGGUGGCCUGUGUCUGCAUAGCAGUCUUCAUUGCAAGGAAAGUAAAACGGUUGCUUAACUGCAGAGACAAGUCCAAAUGAACUGGGUAGGUCACUGUGUAGGAGACUUACAAUCACUUCCCAGUGGGAAAAACUGGUUGAAAUCGGUUGACGUUAUUACAGCCAAAAACGUUUGCCCAGUUUUGCCCGCUGGGUUGGUACCAAAGUUAUCAAUGUGGCCUUGUUCGACUCGACACACACUGCCUUCCUUAGCCUGCUCGAGUUUGUUUCUAUAAUAUUAUGUUUCUCUACAGCACCUGUGUCCUUGACGAUAGCAGUAUGUCUAAUCAUGUCUCAAUGCUUCUGUUACACUUGUGCUAGUUUUGUUCCAUGAUGGUUUCUUUUUUUUUUUACAACAAUGUAUGUCUAACUACUGCCAAGAAACAUUGUGAUAUGAGUCCUUGUCAGCACUCAAAAAAUGAAAUGAAUUUAUCUUAAAGGGAUAGUUUAUUCACUUUCAAAGUAGUAUUAUGUUGUUGGAAAAGGAAGCAUACUGUGUAGUGGGUGUGAUUCUGAAUAUCAACAAUACUGUUAACUAUUCUUUUUAUAGGAGCUCCACAUUUUAAUGCCGAUCAAUCUAUCCACAUUUAGAGUACUUUUAUAGGCAGACAAAUUGACUUACCCACAUUGCACUUUUUCACCUAUGAGAGUAUAAACUGGGUAUUUCUCAUGUGGGGUCACAAACCAAGGCUGUACUGGACCAACUGCUGAGAAAGUGUAUUAAUUAAUCUGUCAAUGUAAACCUUAUGUCUAAUCUGACAUACUUUUCUUGCCACUGUACAUGUAUGUGAACCCAUUGGAAUUACCUGGAUUUCAAUUUGAUCUUCACCUAAGUCAC
Messenger RNA from Salvelinus sp. IW2-2015, 2927 nucleotides. RefSeq names its product membrane progestin receptor alpha-B. Gene Ontology annotation, biological process: response to steroid hormone. The record is from RefSeq and is a predicted model, not a curated record. Gene Ontology annotation, molecular function: nuclear steroid receptor activity; steroid binding. Lineage: Eukaryota; Metazoa; Chordata; Actinopteri; Salmoniformes; Salmonidae. Gene Ontology annotation, cellular component: plasma membrane.